Papaver somniferum (opium poppy) is the source of this 1124-nucleotide messenger RNA. RefSeq names its product senescence-induced receptor-like serine/threonine-protein kinase. Lineage: Eukaryota; Viridiplantae; Streptophyta; Magnoliopsida; Ranunculales; Papaveraceae. Bases 78 to 608 code for a protein of 176 amino acids. The record is from RefSeq and is a predicted model, not a curated record. The transcript is spliced from 7 exons. Gene Ontology annotation, molecular function: protein binding.
GAGUCAUCUCUUUUAACUCCACUGCUUUGUUCAUAUCACUCUAAGCCAUAAUCAACAAUUUCUUGAUAGCAUAUAUCAUGAAUCUUGUUCAUUUCAUAUCAGUAUUGUCUAUCUCAUCUCUUAUCAUUUUAUCAGCAUCAGCACAAACACGCAAAACAAAAUCAACUGAUGUGGAGGCACUACGGGUGCUUGAAGCUAGUUUUGGGAUUAUAUCAUUAUCAAGUGACCCAUGUCUUCCAGAACCAUAUUCUUGGAUUAAGUGUAGCUCCGAUGAUACCCCUCGAAUUACAACUAUAGAUCUUCAUGAUGAGAACAUUUAUGGAGUUACUCUCCCGGAUUUCAGUUCCAUGGAUGCACUUGAAAUCAUAGACUUGAGCGGUAACAUUUUUAGUCAAGAAUUUCCUGAUUUUCUUGCCAAGUUUCCUAAACUCAAAGUGUUGAAUUUGGCGGGUAACUUCUUUUAUGGAACAAUACCGACUUCAUUAGAGAAUAAUAAAAAUGUAAUUGUGACGCUGACGGGAACGCAACAGGGAUUCUUGUGUUAUUCUGACAAAGAACUGCGAAACCGAAACAGGGAUAGGAACUUCACCAGGAACAUCGACUCGUAAGAGUAAAAAGAAGUUACCAAUUAUACUAGGAACCGUAAUUCCAAUUUUUGUGAUAUUUUGGGCCAUUGUUGGAUUUCUGGCCGUCAAUAAUCAAAGGAGAAAGGCUGCAGCAGCGCAAAACAACGGGGCUACUAUGCCAGGAAAGCCAAUUUACGGAAAUACAAUGAGUCCCAAUCCGCUGCUGGAUGAAAUGAACUAUCAAGAUCCCUGGCUUGGGGCUGAAAGCGUUAUACUCGAUAAUCUCGAAGUAAAUACCGACCAACAGGCACACCCGACAGUCCACACUAUUUGAAUUGGAGCUUUUGUUAAACUUACUGUUUUUGAUUGUGUUAGCACAACUGCCACUCUCCAUGGAGACUCUCAGCAGCAUCAGUCAGAAGAGGAAUGAACCAGCUCUAGAAGUUAGCCUUGUAUUUCGUUCUUUAAGUUAGCAUUAAACUCGUUCUCAGUUUGUUAGUCAGUAUUUUCAAAAUCUGUAACAACUUGUAACAACUUCUGAUAUAAAUAAGAUCUCUA